Molecule: messenger RNA, 1689 nt
Organism: Brenthis ino (lesser marbled fritillary)
Lineage: Eukaryota; Metazoa; Arthropoda; Insecta; Lepidoptera; Nymphalidae
Source: the annotation of a GenBank genome assembly
AUGGGUACGCAGGCUCCAAGUACUCUUCCUCGUGGUGGGUCUCUUCUACGAGCGUUCUCGCCGGCGGCGCCUCCUGUGCCUGCCGAUCGUGCCAAAGCAAUGCCAGCUGCUGGUCCCUCUGCGCCCAGCAAACCGGUGCGCUCUUACGUCCCGGGGAGCGGGUCCGAACGGUGUUUCCCCUUCGCCGCUGUCGAAUGCCCUCGCGGUACCGAUCAACUAUACUCUAUCCCUGCUCAUUCUGGGGAUGGAUAUAUGUCGUCCCCCGAACGUAUCGCUCCGCGGCAGCCUUACGAAGAUCCAUACUACACCCAGUUCCUGGGUCCGGCCGCCGUGAGACCUCCUAUUGCUCCGAUCAUUGAUGAAGAAACCAAUGAAACGGUAAUAAUAGAUGAUGCCUAUCAAAUGUAUGGUGUCAACCCAAUAACAACUGCGCCGCGUCCAAUGCCGCGACCUCCAUACGACGCCAGGCUUGGUCCUCCAGUGGACGAUAUGCAGCGACUUCGAGUUGAAAAAAUGGAACGCCAACUUGCAAAUCUAACAGGCCUUGUGCAGAAGGCUCUACAGGUCCCAGGUGCGGCGGUGCCAACCACUGCUCCGGCCGCUGCUCCCAGACAGGAGUACCAGACUUACGCGUCUAGACCCGCCACUCAGGAUGCCGCGCGAUUUGCCAGCAACGAGAGACCUCCCAAAUUAGGGAGAGACAGAUUUCAAAAAUCUGUUUCUUUUGAGAAAUCGGUAUCAUUUAGCGAUGAUCCACCAGACAUGAACUCCCCUAAACAACAUUCGCCUCAGCAUUCAGCUGAUACAAAACCAACAAAACCGGCAAUCAAGUCGUCAACAUUGCCACGGACCUCGUCUCAAGAACGUGAUCGGUUGAAGCCAGCUCCCCCACCCAAGCCGGCGGGGCUCGUAGGACAACAACUCGCUAUGGUUCCGCAGCGAACCUACACUCUGAAUGUUCAUCCUGAUUUCUUCAACCAGCUUCGAGUUCUCCAGAAGCAAAGCCGUGAUUUAAGGAUUGAGACACGUAAUCUACGUCGGUCAACUUUAUCUCAUUCGAUUCAGAUGAGACAGAUGAUGGCUGAAUCCAUCGUAAAAAUAGGCGCUCUUGCUGCUAGUUUCCGUGAGGAAGAUCCGGAUUCGCAAUUGACACGCGAAGAAGAGAUCUAUCGCCAAGACAUGUUGCUCUUAGAGAACGAUUUGUAUGAGCUGGAAGCCACUGUUGAACGUCUACGCGGACAAGCUGCUAAUAGGGAGACCCGCGUAAAUAUGGCAGAUAUAGAACGUAUUGCCAUGGUGCUUUCUAAGAGCAGCAAGACUGUUGCUGAUUGGAAGCUUAAAUUUCCAAUUCUGCAAGAAACCAUGAAGGCGAAACUCGCUGCUGAAAUGGAGAAGGUCGUUCGCAAAGAGAAAAUGCUUGAAGAGGAGCCGGAACGCUUAGAACUCGCACUGCGUCGAUGCAAGAAGCUUACUGGAACUCUGGUGACUUUGAAAAGAUUAGCCUGCGUCCAGGAGCAACGAUUGCCAAUCGCAGAUGGACGCGUCUCGCCAACAUCUUCUCAAAGCUCCACCGUCACCCCGGGACCUUCUUCUGAGGAAUACAACUCCGAAAACGCCUGCUCUAUCACCCCAAACACUAACAAGCUCGUUCUCGAUUGCAGAAGCAGCUCACAAACCUCUGGAACCCAU